GACAGAGACACGCUAGUUCUGUUCUGCCUUCACCUGUACCACCGACAAAUUGUUUUAUUUUUUUUCUUGUUUACGUUUAUAGAACGUAGAACAACAUCGUCGAGAUCCAGUCCAAGAUUCGUCUUUUUAUAUUUAUUGAGCUUAUAAGGUUGGAUCCGAACACACUCAAUCUGAACGCUUUUUCUGCUGAUCUGGGUUGUCUGAAAGAUCUUCACUUUGGUUCGGUUACAUCUCACUUCUUGUGAAAAUGGAGACGGAAUCGAAUCUCGUCUUGCGGAAAACGGAGCUUAAGUCAUACAGUCACAAACACUUCCACUCAACCAACGCGUUAGAGAUCCUGAGAGAAUCCGUUCGAAUCCUCCGGUACAAUCUCGGUGCGUUCAUGCUAACCGCCGCCGUUUUGAUCUGCCCCGUCUCCGCUGUCCUCUUACCAAACUUUCUAGUUGAUCACUCGCUGGUGAACAAACUCACGGUGAAGCUCCUCUUAGUAGCCAAGUCGAGCGGUCUCCCUCUCCAGCCUUUCGUGAAACACUCUUGUCAGAAAUUCGCCGAGACCGCUGUUUCGUCCGCGAUGUGUUUCCCUCUGUUCGUCACCGUGUCGCUCUUGUCUAAAGCAGCGGUGGUUUACUCGGUGGACGCUACUUACUCGAGGGAAAAGGUCGAGAUAAACAAGUUCUUGGCAGCUUUGAAGAAGCUUUGGAAGCGAGUUGUGUACACUUACCUGUGGGUUUGCAUUCUGAUCGUUGGCUGCUUCACUUUCUUCUGCGUUCUCCUCGUAUCAAUCUGCAGCUCCUUCUCUGUCCUCGGCUUCUCUCCUGAUUUCAAUGUCUACGGAGCCAUCUUAGUCGGUUUAGCGUUCUCCAUCGUUUUCGCCAACGCUAUCAUAGUGUGCAACACGGCGGUGGUGAUCUCGGUUCUUGAAGAUGUUUCAGGGGCGGGAGCGUUGGUGAGAGCUAGUGAUCUGAUCAAAGGGCAGGUUCAGGUGGGGCUGUUGAUAUUCUUGGGGUCGACUUUGGGGUUGGCGUUCGUGGAAGGGCUGUUUGAUCACAGAGUGAAGAAGGUGAGUUAUGGAGAUGGGUCUUCGAGGCUAUGGGAAGGACCUCUGCUCGUGGUGAUGUAUUCCUUUGUGACGCUUAUAGAUUCGAUGAUGAGUGCGGUGUUCUAUUUCAGCUGCAGAGUUUAUUAUAGUAUGGAAGCUUCUUCUGUAGGCGAAACUCAUCCAAUAAUGAUGGAUACUGUUGAGGUUGUGGAUACUUAGCAAUGGUUUUGGAUCAGACUCAGAAGCGUAUUAAUUGAAGAUGUAUAUCAAUGAUGUGUUACAAAAGAUAUACAUCACUAAUAAUAUGCUGUGAAACUUUUGUUUGGCAAGAUUUGUUGGAUUCAA
This is a messenger RNA of Brassica oleracea var. oleracea, 1384 nucleotides long. RefSeq lists its product as uncharacterized. The transcript is spliced from 2 exons. The record is from RefSeq and is a predicted model, not a curated record. The coding region runs from base 248 to 1258 and encodes 336 amino acids. Lineage: Eukaryota; Viridiplantae; Streptophyta; Magnoliopsida; Brassicales; Brassicaceae.